This is a messenger RNA of Nestor notabilis (Kea), 1257 nucleotides long. Its product is annotated as brefeldin A-inhibited guanine nucleotide-exchange protein 1-like. NCBI's taxonomy places the organism in Eukaryota, Metazoa, Chordata, Aves, Psittaciformes, Psittacidae. The record is from RefSeq and is a predicted model, not a curated record. The annotation marks the transcript as partial. The transcript has 7 exons.
AAACUUAUAGCAUAUGGGCACUUGACAGGGAAUGCUCCAGACAGUACAACUCCAGGCAAAAAAUUAAUUGAUAGAAUUAUUGAGACAAUAUGUGGCUGUUUCCAAGGCCCUCAAACAGACGAAGGGGUUCAGCUACAAAUAAUAAAGGCUUUGCUCACUGCAGUAACAUCUCAACACAUAGAAAUCCACGAAGGAACAGUGCUACAGGCUGUAAGGACAUGUUACAAUAUCUAUCUAGCAAGCAAAAAUCUUAUAAAUCAAACCACAGCCAAGGCCACUCUAACACAAAUGCUGAAUGUCAUUUUUGCACGUAUGGAAAAUCAAGCACUUCAGGAAGCAAAACAGAUGGAGAAGGAAAGACACAGACAGCAACACCAUCUACAGCAGUCUCCAGUAAGCCAUCAUGAGCCUGAGUCACCUCAGCUGAGACAUAUUCCAACACAGACUGAUCAGCUGUCCAAAGAACAUGAGAGAGAGCUUGACCACAGCACAAAUGAUGUAGACAAGAACCUUCAAGAAGAUGCAGAGGCAGAAAAUGGAUCGGAUAUUUCUAGUGCUGAAAAUGAACAGACAGAAGCUGACCAAGCCACAGCAGCAGAAAAUCUUUCUAAAUCUGAUGGAGGAACAUAUGAUGGUGAAAGCAAUGAGUGUGAAGAGAAGGCACAAGAAAUUGUAGAAAGUAUUGUGCAGGAAAUGGUGAACAUAGUAGUUGGAGACGUGGAAGGGACUGCUGAAAGUGCAGGUGGUGAUGGCACAAUUGUAACAUCAGAGGAUGGCAGUGACAGUGAAAACAUUCAGGCAAAUGGAAUUCCAGGGACUCCAAUUUCUGUUGCUUAUACACCAUCUUUACCUGAUGACAGAUUAUCUGUCUCUUCCAACGACACUCAGGAAUCUGGAAAUUCUUCAGGACCUACCCCUGGUGCUAAGUUUUCCCACAUUUUACAAAAGGAUGCCUUCCUUGUAUUCAGGUCACUUUGCAAACUCUCCAUGAAGCCCCUGUCAGAUGGACCACCAGAUCCAAAAUCUCAUGAACUGCGAUCAAAGAUUCUUUCAUUGCAGUUGCUUCUGUCAAUUCUGCAAAAUGCAGGACCUGUCUUCAGGACAAAUGAGAUGUUUAUUAAUGCUAUUAAGCAGUACCUUUGUGUUGCACUGUCAAAAAACGGAGUCUCGUCAGUUCCAGAAGUUUUUGAACUUUCACUUUCCAUAUUUCUUACCCUCCUCUCGAACUUUAAGACUCAUCUAAAGAUGCAGAUCGAG